CCGAAGCGCAAAGCAAGGAGGUCGCUGAUACUGUUGGAUAGAAUGGCCCCAAAAGCUAUCUUCUUUUUGGUUCUGCUUUGCUUUUCAUCAGUGUCACUCAGUCCCGUUCUUGCUGAGACUGAGGAACAUGAACAAGAUCCUGGCCUUGUUAUGAACUUCUACAAGGAAACUUGCCCUCAAGCCGAAGACAUUAUCAGAGAACAGGUCAAACUUCUCUACAAGCGCCAUAAGAACACUGCUUUCUCAUGGCUCAGAAACAUCUUCCAUGACUGUGCUGUUCAGAGCUGUGAUGCUUCACUGCUUCUUGAUUCCACAAGAAGGACCUUGUCUGAGAAGGAAACAGACCGAAGCUUUGGUUUGAGGAACUUCAGGUACAUUGAGACCGUCAAAGAAGCUGUGGAGAGAGAGUGUCCUGGAGUUGUUUCCUGUGCUGACAUUCUUGUUCUCUCUGCUAGAGACGGCAUUGUUGCGCUAGGAGGACCUUAUAUUCCACUUAAAACGGGAAGAAGAGAUGGAAGAAGAAGCAGAGCUGAUGUGGUUGAACAGUACCUCCCAGACCACAAUGAAAGCAUCCCUGUUGUUCUUGAGAGAUUCUCUGCCAUGGGAAUUGACACCCCUGGUGUUGUUGCACUUCUGGGAGCACACAGUGUAGGGAGAACCCACUGUGUGAAGCUGGUGCACCGUUUGUACCCAGAGGUAGACCCAGAACUGAACCCAGACCAUAUCCCUCACAUGCUCAAGAAGUGCCCGGACGCCAUUCCUGACCCGAAGGCAGUACAGUAUGUGAGGAACGACCGAGGGACACCCAUGAUUCUGGACAACAACUAUUACAGGAACAUACUGGACAACAAGGGUUUGUUGAUAGUGGAUCACCAGCUAGCCUAUGACAAGAGGACCAGACCUUUUGUGAAGAAGAUGGCCAAAAGCCAGGACUAUUUCUUCAAGCACUUUGCCAGAGCCGUCACUCUCUUAUCUGAAAACAACCCUCUCACUGGUUCGAAGGGUGAGAUCAGAAGGCAAUGCAAUGUUGCCAACAAGCACCAUGAGGAGCCUUGAUGUACCUUUUAAUAUAUGCCUCCAAGUCUAGUAGUCUACUUUCUUCUUCUGUGUGUGUGAGGAAGAAAAGCAUAAGAAAUUAUGCAGAAUAAAGUGUCUGUUUCUUUUAGUUUCAUUUGAUCUUCCUCUGGCUUUGCUCCUUGUACUAGCCAUAGUGAUAACGGUGUAUGUAUUAAUAAUGCAAGUGAACGAUGAUGCGCGAAUGUUGGUGUCAGGUUGUUCAUUCGCAGGAUAAGGUGUUUGUUUCUAAUUUCUUCCUGUCUACUUGUAGGUUUGUUCCUUGUACUGGCUAUAGUGGUGGUGAUGAUGGUGUAUGUAUUAAUGAUGCAAGUUAAUCAUGAUGCAUGAAUGUAAGCGGCAUGAUGGUGUAUGCACUAAAUGAAUUCAACUGAGUGUUAUUUA
Molecule: messenger RNA, 1458 nt
Organism: Prosopis cineraria
Lineage: Eukaryota; Viridiplantae; Streptophyta; Magnoliopsida; Fabales; Fabaceae
Product: peroxidase 42-like
Exons: 4
Coding region: 43-1056 (337 amino acids)
Biological process (GO): response to oxidative stress; hydrogen peroxide catabolic process
Molecular function (GO): peroxidase activity; heme binding
Source: RefSeq, a predicted model, not a curated record